Molecule: messenger RNA, 5435 nt
Organism: Aquila chrysaetos chrysaetos
Lineage: Eukaryota; Metazoa; Chordata; Aves; Accipitriformes; Accipitridae
Gene: DTWD2
Product: DTW domain containing 2
Exons: 8
Coding region: 1099-1884 (261 amino acids)
Source: RefSeq, a predicted model, not a curated record
AAGGCGCAAAUAAUUUUCACUAUGGUUUGUAUUAGAUGCCUCUCCAUUUAAAUGUAUUGUUUUACUCAGGAAACUGGGAUAUGUUCCAUCAAAUUCACUGGCUGCACCAUUUAAAAAAAAAACAAAAAACAAAAAACAACCAAGAAACCUAAACCAUACACCUGUUCCAUUUAUUUUUAACUUCUCAUGGGAAGCAAAACCUCAGCAAUAUGCGUCUUUUUUUUUUUUUUUUUUUUUUUUCCUUUUUUUUUUCCAUGAAGCUGGUUCUAUACAGGUUACCAAGUGGAAAAGGAAGUGCUUUGUUGAUUGUUCUCAGUAGUCCCUCCACCUGUGUUUCUGAUCCUGGUUUUUAAUUUAUGUGGCUGUUAAAUCUUACUGAAGUUUGUGAGAAUAUAAUUUUAAAUUUUUAUGCCUUGUGACCAGUGGGUUCCAAAGUCUUUUGAAAGAGACUGGAGGAAAGGAUGGAAGCUGGAACAUGAUGGAGUCAGAAUAAUCUUGUAUGCCUGUUUUUUUUCAGGAAACACCAUUAAACUAAGGCUUGGAAAUUUUGUUUGAAUAAAUAAUGUUCAAAAUAAACCUAGAAGAAACCUAAACAGUGCUGAUGGCUCCUUGAGUUUCUCUGCAUUUCAUGAGAGCUGUAGCACUUCUCAGAAAGAUGGCUUUCCAAAACUUACUUUAAAGAGAAAUUGAAGAGCUGGUAGGCAUGUAAUCAGAAAACUGAGGCUAAAAAAGGAUGAGCUUCUAUUGCAUUUUACUUCUGAUAAGUUUUUAUUUCUUGAUGUUGUCUGUGGGAGUCUUCUGUAGGCUAGUUGAUUUGAAUGGUUGUGAGGGUAGUAAUAGACAUCUUAAAUGUACAGUAAUGCAAGCAGGAGAGUUAAAACAACACAAUAUUAUGACCAUGAAUUUUAUAAUUAAAUCUGAAGUGUGGCAGGGAUGGUAUUUUGUUAUUUCUGUGCUCCAGGGUAACUGAACAUGAGACUGAAGGACUACUAGCGCUGCAAUGGUGAAAAAUAUUUACAUGGAUCUAUGCUUAUUAUCAGCAGAGCUACAGGGAAUACCAAAUCUUCCUUCUGGCUGCACUAGCCCUGGGUUUGCCAGAUGAGCCUCAGCCAUCUAGAGCCGCCCUCAGAAGGUGUGUUUAUGUCCAUUCCUGCCAAUACAUCCGCUAAAGGUCUCCACCUGCUUGUAUAUAAUUCAGCAUCCAGCAGAGAGGCCAUGCUGACAGAUAGACCUGUGCAGGUAUCAGGUACUGUGAAAGGGAGAGGAAUCACUUAUUGUAGAACAGCGGAUCGAUCCCAGGAAAGUCGAGUGUUAAGGACAGUACCUUUGCUAGCAGCUUGUCUUCCUCCAGACAAAUACAAAAUUUUGGUUGGUCGACGUUUUAGUGAAGACAGGUAUCCUGAAUUAGCAACUGUGUGCAGAAAUCCCAAUACUCUGAUUUUGUAUCCUGGAGCUGAAGCAACCAAUUUGGAAGAAGUUGCUGUGAUGUAUUCUAGGCCAUCUGUUAUGAUCAUCAUCGAUGGAACAUGGAGUCAGGCUAAAGAUAUAUUUUACAAAAAUUCUCUCUUCCGGCUUCCCAAGCAGGUGCAGUUAAAACCCAACAUUUCAAGUCAAUAUGUAAUCCGUACUCAGCCAACAAACACCUGUCUGUCUACACUUGAAUGUGCAGCUGUUGCUCUUAGUAUCAUGGAAAAAAAUAAGAGUAUACAAGAGACUAUACUCCGUCCACUUCAAGCUUUAUGCUCUUUCCAGCUUCAGCAUGGUGCCCAGAUCCAUCACAGCAAGGAGCAUCUUCUCAAAAAUGGUUUAUAUGACAAGCCAAUGCCAAAGAAUAAGCGCAAACUCAGAAGAAUGGAGCUUUUGGUGAAUAAUGUUAAAAUAUAAGAAAACUGUACUGACAGUACAGUGGGAUUUAUUUGCAGCUAGCAAAUGAAUAUGAAUCUGGGUUUGAUCCAAACAGUUGACUGUACUGUAAUAAAACAACUUUUAGGCCCUUCAUAGGCAAGAGUUUAUCUACCAAUGUGACAAACAGUAAUGGACAAGCUUUUUCAUUUUUGCAGUAGGCCAGGUGCCUUUGUUCAGAUGAUAGAAGAUCACUCUCAUUUCCUAUAGAAGAGAAGAAGAAAACUCUGAGCAUAAUUUAGAGUUAUGUUAUCUCUUGGGUGACAAGUAUGAUCCUCAGUAUGACUGGAUAAAUUUACUUUGGAGAAGCUUUUAUCAGUACGAAGACGCGGAAUAUGAAUGUGAUGGAAUGGUAAGGCUUCAGCAUUUAGAAGUAUAUUGAAUUUCUGCUGAGCAUUAUAACUUCAGUAUCUGAUUACAGUAGGUUUUCAAACUGUAAUUCCUUAUAUUACUUAGUUCAAAUGAACAUAAGGCAUGCUAUUUGUAUAGUUCUUUUUUACUUUGAGUUUUUUAUUUCUUACAUUAUUAGAAUUCCUUAUCAUAAAUUUAUAUACAUUUUACAAUGCAGUCGGGUUUAGUUUGUCUCUCAGGCUUAAUUUUUAAAUUAAGCCCACAUAUGUUUUUAGAACCUGAACACUUCUGACUUAAAAAAAAAAAAAAGUGAAUGUAGAGAAAUUAUUUUUGGAAUUAUAACUCAAGUGCUUCACUUUUACUUCAACAAAAACUACUCUUUCACAGAAGGGGACAUUUUAUGGAUAUUGAUACACCAUACCCUGAUAUGCAAUCGUUAUGAUACUAAAGGAAUUAAACAAACCCAGUGUAAACAUCUCUGUAAGAAGUAUGAUGCAAUAAGAAAUGAUUAUGUCUGGAUACAACCUACUAAGAUGAUUGCAGAUCCAUUAGAUUUGCAUGUGUUCUUUAAUUAGUUCUUCUCUUCAAGCAGUGAUAUAACUGUACCUCUUUCUAACGGGAAUUAAUAGAAGUUGAAGAAUUAGCUAUUUUUACAAGCUUUGUAAAGUAAUAUUUUAUGAUCUGGAGGAAAAAAAAUUGAAAUAAAGUUUUUGAUGUUCCUUUCUUCAUGUUCAUAAAUGCCUCCUACAUGAAACAGAUGAAAAUGGUUAAUAUUUGUCUUUACUAUUGGUUCCACUCUAGGUAACAACAUGGAGCUAAUUGGGUACUAAUUAGACUUAGAAAAAGAUAUUUUGUCUUUAAUUUAUGAGCUGCAAGGCAAGAAACUACAGAAGUGGAGGGUGUAAACACAGCUAACCAAUACAUUAACUGAAAGCAUUUCUGCAAUUAACAAGAGAGGUCAAAAUUAGGUCAGAGAUUAGCUAAGAAAUUUUAGAGCUAAUAGUGACCUUUUGUUUAGGCAUGGAUUAACAAUUUAAUUUGUCUGGAUAUGUUAGCAAAGUUUAUGUAACCUUUUUCUCUUCUGCCAGUCUAGAUAAAUCCCGUAUCUGUCGCUAAAUUCAGCAAACCUGAAUUAGUUUUGACAAAUCUGAAGCGAAACAGUGUCAUAUGAUUAAUGAUAGUGUAAAUGCACUUUUGUUCACAUUGGAACAGAGAAAGGACAUGUUUAUUCCUGUAGCAAAGCACAGCACAGCAAUCUCCAGGCUAGCUUGGAGGCUGAAGUUGCAAUCUUGUGCAAUUUGCGUGCACAGCCUUGUGUGUGACACUGCCUCCAGUUCUGGGGUUGGCAUGGCUCAUGCUGGCCUGGGAAUCUGUUUCCCCUGUGCCCAGGGACAUGGUCAAAGCAUUCCUUAAGGAAACAAGGGUAUCAGUUAGGCUUGAUUGUUAAUGCCGUAUUUACAUAUAUGGACAAUGUUCACAUUUAAUGUUCUGUAUCUUAAUUUAGUUUACCUUAUUUUAGAUUCAUCUAGAACAGUAGAAUAUCUUUUGACCUACAUUGUGAAGAUUAUUUUCCUAGACAGAAGACUAAAUGAGUCUUUUCAUAACAUGUGAGUUUAUGUUAUGGAGAACAGAAAGAAAUUUGUAUUGCAGCCUGGGAUUCACAGACAUCUGCAAAAUGCCUUAGAAUUACAGGAUCAGAGAAAUAGUUGUCUUAAUUGAGUUAUAAUCCUACAUUAAAUACUCUUGUGCAUGCAAUCUCUGCAGAGUUUUCAUGUUUUUCAGCAAAGGACAAAUUCCACACAGCUUACAAUAAGCACUUUUUACUUUUGUUGAUUCAUCUUGUUCUUCUAAUUUUGCUCCUGUGGUUAACAGGAUUUGUAGGAUGUAAUGCUGGAUGCAUGGAAGCCUUUAAUUGCUAAUUUCCUGUGUUGUACGAUACUAGAUCAAUCACUAUGCAGCAGUUGCUGAAGAAAUGAAAAAUAAUUCAUUGCAAACCUCCAGGCAUUUCUUUUUUUGGGUUUUUUGUAUGUCCCAUCUCAGCUAUAAUACAGUGAUCAUUUAGAUGCAACACAGCAGUCACAUGAAGUUCAAUUUCAGAUUUGUUCAAAGCUAUUAAACACAAAAUACUUUUUUUUUUAUUUUUUUGGUGGAACUUACAUGGCUUUAAAAAUAUACAUAGUGUAAGACUAGAAAGUUUUUUUCAAGUCUUUUGGAUUCAGAAUUUAUCUCUAAAUACAUGGCCUCAAAGAAAUGGGUACUCUGAAGUCCAAGCUCUUUUGACGGAAGUUGUAUGUGAUGAAGUAGCACUCUUUGCAAGCAAUUUCAUUAGAAUGAGUUUAAUUUGCAAUUUUAUUUUUUGCAGUAAUAGUCAAUCUGUUUCAUUUUUCACUUACCAAAAGAUUAAUGAGUGAAACCGACCAGUCUAACAAGAUAUUGAUUAAAAAAAAGGAACAUGUUUGCUUCUAAUGUUUGGUCCUUUGUCCUUGUCCACUUUGUAUUUCCAAAUAUUGCUACCAAAAUGAAAUCUGCUUUCCAUGUGCCACUGUGUCAUGCUUUGGGGAACUGGUGACUUGGAUAGCAGGCUUUUGAACACAUGAACACAUGUAAAAAUUUUACGAAGGUGGGCAUUGUUAAGUCUCCAUAUUUUCAUAAUCUGUACAGCAAAGUUUAAGAAAAAAGACAAAGCUAGAAAUCUUUCAAAAUAAGAACACCGCCCACACACACACCUUUUGUUUAGAAAGCUUUCAAAUUAAAAGUGAAGAGACGCUCAGAACAAACAUAAAUUUAUUUUUCUUCAAGAUUUUAGUUUCAUUGCCUCAUAACUCCAUUGGAAUUCCAGCUGGAAGAUGGUGUUACCAUACUACCAAUAAAUUACUCUCUUAUUAGUUUUUCUUGAAAUAAAAAGGAAACUUUUCAAGUGACUUCAAAAGGUGCGAAAAUUAUUUUAAGACCAAGGGUUUUCUUCUCAAUUGUUACAUUAGAUAAAAAAUUGUUUAUGCUACAUUAUUUUCUACAACUUCCCUGCUUGUUUUGAAAUUUAAUUAAAACCUGAACUUUUAAAAAGGGAUAGUGGUUCAUGCUUUUCUCCUGAGGAUUGUGUUUAUUAUGCCUACAUACGUGAAUGCACAUAAAUUAUAUAUUUGUUUCUGCUUCGAAGCAAUAAAAGAUCUAAUUUACUGUGA